ACGGUAAAAAAAUUGAAUUGAGUGACAUUUUAUAAAUGACAGUGACGGUUGUUUUGUUUCAAGAAUGUGAAUUCUUGAAUUUGUGAAUUUAUAAAUUAUAGAAUUUAAAUAUGGCUCUUAGAAAAGUGUUUUCUCUUACACAGACAGCUUGUUGCAGAACAAUUAAAUUUCAAUUUACAAAACUAGUAAAACAGAAUGUGUUGUUACUUUCGGCGAAUUCGUCUAGAUUUUUUUCUGAUAACUUAGAACAUAAAACAAAAAAUGCCAAGGCACCUGAGAAAGUAGAUAUACUGGGUCGUUUUUUUCCACAAUCGCCUUUGAGUGCUAAGGAUGAGCAAGAGGUUAAGAAAGAACAAGAAAAGUUAGAACAGGAACAAAAGGAGAAAUCUCAAGAAAAUGAAAAGAGUUGGAGAAGGAUGAAAAUUGGUUUUGCAGUAUUCGGAGGUGCAAUGACAGUGAUGGGUGGGUGUAUGGUCAUUGAAAUGGGUGCUCCACGACGGGGCGACGACGGUCAACCUAUUGAGGAUGAGUUCUCACACUUGCCACUACCACUGCAGUACCUACGUCGGACGUGGAAAGAGCUAACUUUCUAUGAAAAGAUGAUAAAAGAACCUGCUCGAGAAAAGCUUCUGCCGGAUCCAUUGCCAGCUCCAUACCAACCCACAUAUACACUUGUACUUGAAUUUACUGAUGUACUGGUUCACCCUGACUGGUCCUACCAGACUGGCUGGAGGUUUAAGAAACGUCCAGGUGUUGACCAAUUCUUACAAACUGUCGCCAAUUCAGAUUAUGAAGUAGUUAUUUUCACAUCAGAGAAUGUAUUCAUGAUUUGGCCAGUUCUAGAUAAGUUAGAUCCGGAAAAUAAGCUUAUCUCAUACAGAUUGUUCAGAGAUUCAACACAUUUCAUAGAUGGUGUUCAUGUGAAAAAUCUCGAGGGUCUUAACAGAGAUUUAUCUAAGGUAAUAGUGGUGGAUUGGAAUAAAAUGGCAACAAAGUUCCAACCUGACAAUGCACUCAUCUUGAAGAAGUGGAAAGGCGCAGAUGACGACACCGCAUUACUAGAUUUAGCUAAUCUCUUACAAACGAUCGCUAUGACGAAUGUGGCGGACGUGCGCGAGGUGCUGCGCUACUACAGCCAGUUCGAGGACCCCAUCGCCGCCUUCCGCGACAACCAGCGCCGCCUCAUGGAGCAGAUGGCGCAGCAGGAGCGCAGCGACCCGCCGCCCGGCCUCGCCGGCUCCUGGCUGCGCCCCUUCACGCGCCGCUAGCCGUUUUUGGAAUGGGCGAAUUCAAAGCGGUAGCAAAUAUUCGGAGACGUCUUACACCUUCGUAUACACUUAAAUAAAUCUGUAUGUAGAUAAAUUUAUUUCGUACAAAUAAAAUGUAGGCUUUCA
Molecule: messenger RNA, 1394 nt
Organism: Melitaea cinxia (Glanville fritillary)
Lineage: Eukaryota; Metazoa; Arthropoda; Insecta; Lepidoptera; Nymphalidae
Product: mitochondrial import inner membrane translocase subunit TIM50-C-like
Exons: 8
Coding region: 111-1268 (385 amino acids)
Molecular function (GO): phosphoprotein phosphatase activity
Source: RefSeq, a predicted model, not a curated record